AUGAUGCCAGGGUGGAACGUUAGCGUUACCUUGCCGACUUCCACGCCGACCCGCUGCCGGGAGUGUUCACUGGCACCCGACGAGGAGGACAUAACCACGAUUGAUGCCGUCGUGGUGGGCGCCGCAUGCGAGGGCGGCUUCUUCCACCUGCUCGUCAAGUGCACCAAGGAGUACCCGAUGUCGCCGCCUAAGGUGCGCUUCAUGACCUCCGACGAAGGGCGCGUGCAGUUCAACCCGCACAUUUGGCCCAACAGCGGCAUCUGUCUCAGCUUGCUGGGCACCAUGGACGGGCCGACCUGGACACCCGCGUACAGCCUGUCCUCGGUGGCCGUGUCCAUCCAGUCGAUGCUGGACGAAAGCGUUGGAAACGUGGACGGCGCAUUAGCCGCUCUCGAGCACAUCAUAUUAGGCUUCUGGAACCCGGGCGCCGCAAAAGCCACGCACUACGAGACCCUCCGGGUGGCCUGUUUGCAAUACCAUCGAGUCCUGCCUCGCCGACAACUGCCCGUUCCGGCCAUCUCCGCGGGACCAGCUGCACGCCAGCUUCACGGACAACUGCUCAAUGUGUAA
Messenger RNA from Dermacentor silvarum, 570 nucleotides. RefSeq names its product ubiquitin-conjugating enzyme E2 Z-like. The transcript has a single exon. The record is from RefSeq and is a predicted model, not a curated record. Bases 1 to 570 code for a protein of 189 amino acids. NCBI's taxonomy places the organism in Eukaryota, Metazoa, Arthropoda, Arachnida, Ixodida, Ixodidae.